Molecule: messenger RNA, 3342 nt
Organism: Brienomyrus brachyistius
Lineage: Eukaryota; Metazoa; Chordata; Actinopteri; Osteoglossiformes; Mormyridae
Gene: itgb5
Product: integrin, beta 5
Exons: 15
Coding region: 464-2827 (787 amino acids)
Biological process (GO): cell adhesion mediated by integrin; integrin-mediated signaling pathway; cell-matrix adhesion
Cellular component (GO): focal adhesion; integrin complex; cell surface
Molecular function (GO): integrin binding
Source: RefSeq, a predicted model, not a curated record
AGUUUGGGCUGAUGGGCGGAGAGACAGGAGCGGCAGGGCGCUGGAAGUUUGCUUGGGAUGGCGGAGGGGACAGCUCCGGGUCGAGGAUAAGCGGAAACAAACGACUCGCAAAGCGUGAAAAGUCAUAAAUAAGGAUAAAACAACAUGGGAUUCAGUGCAUACGGAAAGAGCGACCCGGUUUUUUAUUAAUGAUCGCCGCGGGGGACUAAAACGGAGUAUAAAGCAGAAUAUGUCUUAGUAGGAUACUCCACGAUCGUCAAAGUAUGCUUUAGCUGCAUUGUAUUAUUUCACGAUCGUCAAAGUAUGUUUUAGCUGCACUGGCCGCGUAUUGUGCGGUUGUUUUUCAGUGUUUGUUUGCGAAGUGCCUUUAAAUGUUUGGCUGCCAAAUCGCUACGAGCCCGGCUCUUCUGAUCUCCCAAAACUUUUACAGACUGCACGACAAAGGGUGUUUUUAACAGGAAUCAUGUGGGAAAUAGUUCGCUUUGCACAGUGCAAGGCACUAUACUGCCUGCUCUUACAAGUGUUUAUUUGCAACGUCAAAGGGCUUAAUGUUUGUAUGGGCGGAAGGGCCACUUCCUGUGAAGAGUGUCUUCUCAUCCACCCCAGUUGCGCCUGGUGCACUCAGGAGGAAUUUGGGAAGGUGAAGACCAUCACAUCAAGGUGUGACCUGAGACAUAAUCUGGAGAGGAGGGGUUGUGGAGCCCGUUACAUUGAGAAUCCCAGCAGCAGUACAUCCAUACUGAGUAACAAGCCUCUGAGUCCUAAAGGCUCUGAAUCCGCAGAGUACGAUGUCAUUCAGAUAAUGCCCCAGAAGAUCUCUCUGAAUCUCAGGCCUGGUCAGCAGGCAUCAUUCGAAGUACAGGUACGUCAGGUGGAAGAUUACCCCGUGGAUCUCUAUUACCUGAUGGACCUCUCGCUGUCCAUGAAGGAUGACCUGGAUACUAUCCGCAACCUGGGAACGAAGCUGGCCGAAGAGAUGAAGAAGAUCACCAGCAACUUCCGUCUUGGCUUCGGUUCCUUUGUGGACAAGAACAUCUCGCCCUUCUCCUACACGGCGCCGAAGUAUCAGGACAACCCUUGCAAUGGCUAUAAGCGAUUCCCCAACUGUGUCCCUUCCUUUGGUUUCCGGCACCUUCUCUCACUGACGGACAAGGUGGACAGAUUUAAUGAGGAAGUGCAGAAACAGAUGGUGUCCCGCAAUCGUGAUGCGCCUGAGGGCGCCUUUGACGCAAUCCUGCAGGCCUCGGUCUGCAAGGAAAGGAUCGGCUGGCGGAAGGAGGCCUAUCACCUGCUGGUCUUUACUACAGAUGACAUCCCUCACUUGGCACUGGACGGGAAACUGGGCGGCCUGGUGCAGCCCCAUGACGGCCAAUGUCACCUGAACGAGGACAACGAGUACAGCGCCUCCACCAAGAUGGAUUAUCCUUCUCUGGCUCUUCUGGGGGAAAAGCUGGCGGAGAACAACAUCUAUCUAAUCUUUGCUGUCACCAAAAACCUCUAUAUGAUCUACAAGAACUUUACUAAGCUAAUACCUGGAACGACUGUGGAGAUUCUCGACCAGGACUCCAAGAACAUCAUUCAGCUGAUCGUCAGUGCGUACAACAACAUCCGGUCCAAAGUGGAGCUGACCGUGUGGGACCAUCCUGAGGACGUCAGCCUAACAUUUACAGCCAGGUGCCAAGAUGGGCAGCCCAGCAUCGGCCUGCAGAGGUGUGUCGACCUUAAGAUCGGAGAGACGGUCUCCUUCAACGUGAGUGUGGAAGCCCGCAGCUGCCCCGCCCCCGGCACCCAGCACAGCUUCACCAUCCGGCCCGUUGGCUUUAAGGACCGUCUGGAAGUGUCCGCAUCCUACAGCUGUGACUGCGCCUGCACGCAGCUGACGCAGCCCAACAGCAGCCGCUGCGCGUCGGCGGGCACCUACACUUGCGGCGUUUGCCAAUGUGAGCCGGGCUAUCUGGGCCGGCGCUGCGAGUGCCGCGACGGCGAGACCAGCGCCCAGCAGAUAGCGCUGUGCCGCGAGGCCGACGGCAAGCAGCUGUGCAGCGGCCGGGGCGACUGCAGCUGCGACCAGUGCCUCUGCUACGAAUCCGAGUUCGGCAGGAUCUACGGCGCCUACUGCGAGUGCGACGACUUUUCCUGCGCGCGCCACAAGGGCGUGCUCUGCUCAGGUCACGGGGAGUGCCACUGCGGCGAGUGCCACUGUCACCCAGGCUACGUGGGCGACAACUGCAACUGCUCGACGGCGACGGUGACCUGCCUGGCGGAGGAUGGGCGCAUGUGCAGCGGCAGGGGCAGCUGCGUGUGUGGGCGCUGUCAGUGCAGCGAGCCCGGGGCUUUCGGGGACACCUGCGAGAAAUGUCCCACCUGCCCUGAUGCCUGUAGCACCAAGAGGGAGUGCAUUGAAUGCAGACUCUUCAACUCUGGGAAACUAGACAACCAAACCUGCCAGCGGCUUUGCAAGGAUGAGAUCAACGCCGUGGAAACGCUGCAGACGGACGAGCCUGGCGCCGUGCUCUGCCUGUAUAAGACGGAGAGCGACUGCGUCAUGAAGUUCACGUACUCUGAGCACGCCAGCGGCCGGUCGAUCCUCACCACCCUGCGGGAGCCUGAGUGUGGCUCAGCACCAGACGCUUUGACCGUGCUGCUGGCCGUGGUGGGCAGCAUCCUGCUGGUGGGCGUGGUUCUGCUGGCCAUCUGGAAGCUGGUCGUCACCAUCCACGACCGCCACGAGUUUUCCCGCUUCCAGAACGCGAGAUCGAGGGCUCGUUACGAGAUGGCCUCCAACCCCCUGUACAAGCAGCCCAAGGAGAGACGACCAUUAUCCUAGGAUUACUAACCAAGCACAGUGCGACCUGGAAAGAUCCCCCCAACCAGCAGGGUCCUGCAGGAGCCUUCUGCAGAUGAUGAGAUGAGGGUGUUGCCUGGAGGGCAACCCCCCCCCCCCACAGAACAUGUCCUUAGGGUAACCGAACCAUGAACACCAUACUGGAUAUUAGAGUGCAGAAAAUUUCUCAAGCAUUUCCUGUGAAGGAGCUACAUGAAGCACAAUCUGAUGGAGGAACUGGACAUGAGCAACCUGGAAAUGGCAGAGUGUAUUUUUUUCCAGUUCUAAAAACACUUGCCUUUUUUUAUACUUUCGUCUUAAUUUUGCAUUGUACAGACUGUAAGGUGUCAGUUUUGUUUCUUUUUCACUUUGCAAGAGAAAGUGUUUACUUGCAAACAUACUUGCUUAACAGAAGGCAUUUAUAACAUGUGCAUCAAGUUCAUAGAGGGGGCAGAGUAACUUCGUGACGUCACAUCAUCAUUGUGGCACUAACAAAGCAAUAAAGAUUCAUAGUUCUU